ACGAAAUCGACUGGCUUGUAAGUCACGAGUGCGACACAUCUACGCGUCUCUCUUCUCUCUUGGCGUCGCCAGCAACGUUUUUCACACAGAAUCAAGUCGGAGGCAGCAAAUUCCUUUAACUCCGACGUCGACCUUUUCAGUUUAUGUUUCUUUGACGACUCUGCGAGGACAUUUUAGAAAACACAUCUAAACGUCGUCGUUCUCACCGUUCUUGUCGAGCUGAAGACGUCAAGUGCUCGUCAGCGUGUUCUGGAGACUAGUGUGGUUUUGGAACUUACGUAAUUUUCCUAAGCUUGCCUCGCGACGGAGUCUUUUCGCUACAGUUGCUGCUUUCCGGGUGGUGCAGACGAUUCGACAGUGAAUGGAUUCUGUACCAGCAACUGUUGGACCUGAGGAGUUCCUCGAGCUGUUGACACCAUUGCUGGGUGUCUCUGGGGCUCUCAAGAACGAUGGCUCCGUCCCUGAUGUAAUCGAACGAAUGAAAGACUCACCAACUUUCAUCCAGAAGUGUGUGUAUGUUGAGAUGCUUCGGGCUACGAAAAACCAAGCGAUGCUCGGAAUUUUUCUGGAAUGCGGAGGAUGGCCGCUGUUGAGUAAUUGGUUGUCGAAUGCGAAAGCGAGUAACAAUGUUGCUCUGAUGUCGGAGUUGCUACAGUUGCUGAAGAAGUUACCUGUUACCGUCGACCUGUUAAGAUCGGGAAAUGCCGGAAAGGUUGUAAAGCAGCUCUCUAAGACCGAUCACUCUAAACACGUAAAGAAACUGGCGAGUGAUAUUGUCGAAGACUGGAAAGCGUUGAUAAAGAGUGCGACUGUUGGAAACUCGAAUCCCGUGAAAGUAAAAGGAGAGAAACGAUCAAACUCUAUGAAGUCGACCUCAGAGGAGCCGGUAGAGAAGCGGGCACGACCGGAUAAACUAUUCAAGCUUGGAAGUAAAGAAUCUCUUGUGCUGAGUAACAAGCCAAAAGUACAAGAGAGUGCUGGGUUUAUGAAUGCUCUUCGUAACUCGGCAUCCCAACCACGAAAAGUGCUAUCAAAGAAAACAUCAGCAAAAAAUCUGAGUCCGACACAGAUGAAAGCACCAGCUGCAGUAGGGAAGACAGAGAGCCUUACGCCAGAAGUAGAAGACAAGCAGGGUACAGCGAUGGAAGUUGGAGAUGGUGCUGUGGCCUCUGAGUCGUCACCUCCACCUGAUGCAGAGCCAACUGCGACUGGAGACGAGAAACGGAAGUCGAAGAAGAGAAAGUCCGUGUCUUGGGCUCCCGACGAGAAGCUUCGAAAGAUACACAUGUUCGUUUUGGACGAAACAGAGAGAACAAACGUCCAUCGUCAGAGCUUCUUCGAUGCUCUUCAGUCUGAACGAUUGCGUGACAGGCAGGCGCUCCAGAGUGUUAAGAUGCUAGGCACUGAAGACGUGAUGGAUGAAACGACGAAAUGGUGUAAUCCGAAGUCUUUCGAUGGGGGUAUGGAACUUGUUUCACUGGGAUGUGAGAGCAAGGAGGCGAUGAUACAAGCAGAGAGAGAGCAGCAAGUGCUGGCGUUUCUAUUUCUGUCUCGAGAAAGUCUCCCUGAUAGUCCAUUCGAACCCGAUCCUGAAGUUGAGGUGCAUCCUGCCAGCCAACCAAAAGUCAUUCCACUUUACGAGCCUGGCGACGAAGCUGCUGCAUCGGGAUCCAAUAUGCCACCUGCAGCAUUACUGGAGAUGCCGACGACGUCUAAUUCGACUACCAAAACUGUACAGUCAUUGCUAAGCUCGAUGAUGAACAACUCAUCUCAAACCUCCAGUGGCAACAUAACCCACGAUGCUCAACCACCACAACACUACGCCAAAGCAUUCGAUCCAGCUGUCCAAUCACAAAUAUCAACAGAAAACCUAAAACAGAUUUUGCAGUCUACCCAAGGCUCCAGACCGAUGGCUCCACCCAUGCCCAGCGCUCCUCCACACCCCGUUUUUCAUCAUCAACCUCGUCCCCUACAACAACAACAACAACAACAACAACACAUGCUGUAUCCAAUACCAGGGCAGCAUCCACGAUACGACGGACCACCACCGAGGCAAUUUCCACCACAACAGUUUGUGAGAAACGAUCAACCAUUUGAGAUGCCGUACGGUGGAAUGAGACACCCGCAGUCGUCACCGCCACCACCACAGGGACAGUACCCACAGUUUGGACCCCCACCCCCACCACAGGCGUCGCCACCUCAUGGUCACUUUGGGCCACCACCGACUCUCGUACCUCACGGCCAGUUCGAUAGAUAUCGUCCACCGUUUACUGGUGGUCCGAACUACGGCCACGGACCUGGACCUGGGUACGGUCCAAAUCGAACUGACAUGCGAGACGGUCUGUGGCACUAAUAGUCUAUGUGUAUAUACGUACGUAUCUACAACUGGAUGUGAUUGGUCUGUUAACAGACGUACGAUUUUGCUCAAAUCGGUGGAUGUUUGCUGUCCGUUUGGAUGGUGUGCAUUGACCGUAUGAAGUUUUGUAACCCGGCUGUUUCUUUGCUUGUGCCUGAAGACUGUAAUAUUAUACUCUAGUUCACUGUA
Messenger RNA from Corticium candelabrum, 2545 nucleotides. RefSeq names its product serine/threonine-protein phosphatase 1 regulatory subunit 10-like. Gene Ontology annotation, molecular function: protein phosphatase 1 binding. The record is from RefSeq and is a predicted model, not a curated record. Lineage: Eukaryota; Metazoa; Porifera; Homoscleromorpha; Homosclerophorida; Plakinidae. The coding region runs from base 362 to 2353 and encodes 663 amino acids. Gene Ontology annotation, cellular component: chromatin; nucleus; PTW/PP1 phosphatase complex. The transcript is spliced from 19 exons.